GUCGGGCGUUCGGCGCCAGACGUGCGGUGUGCGCUGUGUUCCAGGACAUUUCGCACCCUUUCUCUUUGCCGCUGUGCGGGUGUUGUGCGUACUACGAACCGCCGUCGUCGUACCGGUAGCCGGGGCCUCCUCGGGACCUCGCGUGUGAUCAAGUAUCGCGAAGACACCGCAGCGCGCACCGAGUAGCGCCGCGCGCGCGUCUCCGGAGCGCGUGGUGCCGUCGACACGUGACAGCCUCUCUGCGGCCAGUGGCGCUCUUCGUUCGUGCGCGCGGAAAUACGGUCGCAGCCGAGGGCGGUGUCCUCCAGGCCGAAAUGGAAGGCCUGCCCCAAAGGACUGUCUUCCGCACCUGGGUCAGAGCGCGGCAAAGAUCAUGAGCUGUCUUUCUAGGCGGCGACCGUUACGCAAGCUCCGACGCGCGUACCAGCAGCCCGCCUAACUGCUGUCCCACCACGUGCGCUGCAUUCGGUGCUGCCCCGACCUGGCGAAGCUCUUGAUUCCCUCGUGUGCGUACCACCUGGUGACAUGUGAUAGCGGGUGACAGCUGUGCUCGUAUAUCUCCCAAUGCGCACAACGUGCCGUGCCGGGUGACGCGUGUGCUCUUGUGACAGACGGGUGCCGUCUGACGAUGUUAGACGAAGACGACGAAGCAGUCAGCAGCUUUUCCUUGUGCGUUUCUUCGGUCCGCUGACCAAUCAGCGUUUCUGAACGCCCGCACGCACAGCUUCAAUGUCACGGCGGAAGCAAUCCAACCCCAAGCCACUGAAAAGAAAAGCGGAGGAGGAGCUUGAGGAGUUGGCCGAGUCCCUGCAGCUACCUUCAGAGGUGCUUGCCCUGCGUGAAGGCAGCGAGCCAUCUCCCGAGCUGAGCAUCUACGCCAGGGUCAUGCUGCGUGGAGGCACGCUCUUUGGGCCUUACGCUGCCCACCUGGUCAAGGACCCUGGCCAGUCUGUCAGUGCUGCUCACAUCACCAUACAGAGCAAAGAGGGCAGUGCCACCUACCUGAAACUGAAGGAGGCAGCUGGUAGCUGGCUGAAAACACUGCGGCUUGUCCAGGAGAAAGAAAGUGCUAAUGCAAGCCUUUCUCUUGAAGGUGAUGAGGUGUGGUGCAACCUGACACGUGACAUUGCAGCAGACACAGAGCUCCGGGCUCAUUUCACUGCAUCUCCACGAAACAAGCAGAUAUUACCGAGUGCUGAGAGUCCGGCUGAUGCCCUGGGUGAUGACAUUGACGUUGUUGUCGAUGACACUGAUAAUCUAGAGUCAGCUUCGUCUGCCGCAGAAGAGUUGAAGAAUGGUGUGAGAAGCCCGCUAACAACAGUUUCCAGCUCACCUGUUCCUACUGUCUGUAAUGGUCCAGAUGUACCAGUAGUAGCUGAUGAUGAGCAGAAAGCACCUGAUGGUGCAGAAAACAGUGAUCAUGCUGAAAAGGCUGAGUCACCAAGUGAAUUUUACAGUGAAGUGGCACAACAGCCUAGUGAAAUGACGCGAAUUCAAGUAAAGAUGGAAGCCUGCAGUCCUGCUGCAAUUCCAAGUGGCCAGUCAUCUGAUGACCUGCCCUCUGAUGAUCCAGAUGGGGACUCUAGAGCCACAAAGAAUGACCAGCUUGCUGCAGUAGCUUCCAAGAAAGCUGAUUUGCACCCUGAACACAUAAAUGGUUACAGCCCUCUGGCUGGCACAAGCCCCUCCAUGCUCUUGCAGCGGCCUGCUAUUGUUGUUCAGCAAACAUUCGAGUGUGGUAUGUGCGGCAUCCAAUUCAGCAGUGGCAAAACACUGAAAGCCCACCAAAUGUUCUACUGUUCUCGGCGAGGUGAGAAAGCUGCCUUUAUACCAGCUCGAUCACAGACUGAAGUUACCGAGGAUUGCCAGCCCCCUGUCUCGCCCAACCAGCGUUCAUCGCCACGAGAGAAUGGUGAAGGCGGAACAGAAACAUGUGGUGUCCCAGCCAAGCGUCCUCGCCGGGAAGAUGGAUUAUCACCCCCCAGCUCAGAUGCUUCUUCAACAACCAGCAAAUCUCCAAAGAGCAGUCGUACUUACCAGUGCAAGUACUGCUCUUAUGCUUAUGACCGGAAGGGGAGCCUCACACGCCACAUGCGGCUACAUGGUUCGCCUUCGUCCCCAACCAACACUGCUGACGUGCCAUCAACAGCAGCUACAGAAGACAUCUCAAUUCCGCCAAGUGCUCGAUACUGUGCCAACUGUGACAUCCAGUUUUCUUCAUACAAAACAUUUACUGUACACAAGCAGUUCUAUUGUGGCACGCGGCAUGUACAGAAAGCCCCUGUGAGCAUUGCCCCUGCCCCACCCCCAGUGCCAACGGUGUCCAUAGCACCAGCUGCACCUGAGCAGGUUCUGCUUAACCAGCCAUUAUUUGCAGCAAUAUCUACUAACCCAUUAAUCCUUGUUCCAUGUUCUUACGUGCCUGGAAAUGGCCUCGUUCCUACAACUGGCGGAGUUCUGCGGCAAGAUGUGGCUCCAUCUGUGGCUCCAGCAAUUGUUUGCCCCCAAACUGUCACUGUAGCACCUGCAGCCUUGGUGACAUCUGGUGGCUCGGUAACCCCUGCUGCAUCCACUCCUGCUGAGCCAUGUGAAACGAAGGAAAAUGGCACACAAGCAAAGGACCCAAGCACUGAAGGAACUGCUGCAAGUGCGCCUUCCAGCAGCAGCAAAGCUAAUUCACCGUGCAUCAAGCAGGAACAUGUGACAGAGACACCACUGGACCUAAGCCUUCGGAAGGAGGCUAAGGCUAGGCAGUCACCAAGGAACCCUUCCUCACCAGCUCCUGCUCCGCUAGAGGAGGCUUCAAACCCAUCUACUAUUGUAGUCAGUGCUAUGGAUCCACUACUGACACUUGGGGAACAGGUAGUUGUAAAGCAAGGAACCUCUCGCUGCCGUGAAUGCAACAUUGUGUUCUACAAACAUGAAAAUUAUUUAGCUCACAAGCGCCACUACUGUGCUUCAAGGCAGCAGAAAUUGGGGCGACUAUCUUCACCAUCUGGGGAUGAAGGAUCUUCAUCAGAGCUUGCGUCUCGGUCACCAUCAGCCAAUGCAAGUGCUUCACCAGUGCCCGCUAUUCCUGAUGUCUUUGGCCAAAGGAGUGCUGGAGUUCAGUCACCACCUCAACCACUCUACCAGUUUUACUGCCUUGCAUGUGGUAUAAAGUUCACUUCACUUAGCAACCUUCAAGCUCACCAGACCUACUACUGUCCAAAGAGAGACGUGCUGAAAGGCCAAGUGGGUGUUGCAGCUGUCAAAAGGCCUACGGAGCUUUCGUGCGCACGAUGUAGACUGUCUUAUCCAACAGAAGAAGCCCUGAAGCAGCACCUUUGCUCUGCUGCUCUGCGCAAGUGUCCCUAUUGUGAUGUCUUCUGUCCAACGCAAAUUGCUGCACAGCGUCACCUUGUGACCCACACAGGAGUGAGGGCAUUUCGAUGUGCAGAAUGUGGUUACAAAGGCCAUACACUUCGCGGAAUGCGCACUCAUGUUCGUAUGCACCUGGAAAAAGGAACACAAAUGCAAGAAGAGGCUCUCAUUCUUUGUGUUGGUGCAGAUGGGAACACACUUUGUCCUUGGAAUGGCAGUGCCGGAGUGCCUGCAGCAGUGACUCCUGCCCUUCCACAUACGAGUGAAACAACAGAAGAAGCCUCUGCCCGCUCUGGUAGCCCUCCUACUGCUACUACUGUGACAGAGGAGUCGAGCUCAACUUCAAGAGCAUGCGAGGAACAUCAUCCCGCUCCAACAGAGCUUCUUCACUGGUGCAAUCUGUGUGGCUACUCCUCCUCUUACAAGGGGAAUGUAGUGCGCCAUGUCAAGCUGGUACAUCGUGAUGUAGUUGCCACCUCAGCAGUUCAUUCCUUCACAAGUGAGAAGCCUCGUUCCUCAACAAAUGAGGGGCAUCAUUCUCCUGUGCCAGAGGUCAAGGUGGAAGAAGUUUCGGAUGCAGAAGAUGUUGCCACAGAAAGUGUGACCAAACUACAGUCGGACGUCACAAUGUGUAGCUCUCCGGCUGCUGCUGAGACUACUUUGGUGGACGUUAUUGCAACUAACUCAGCUGAUACUGAUGCUGCUGCUGCAAUGAAACCAGUGCCACCUGUGGCAACACCAAAGAGCAAAGUCCAUGGAGGAACUAAAUACUGUAAGGCAUGUGACAUAUCUUUCAACUAUCUGUCAACAUUUGUUGCACACAAGAAGUACUAUUGUACUGCCCAAGCUCCGGACAGUGCAGACAGCUCGGGUGCAGCAACAGAAUUAGAAGAGUCAACACCAGGGACUGCUUAAAAGACUAGCCUUUUUUUUCUGCCCUGUCCUCGUGGUGAAUGAUGGGAACUUCUCUGUGUUGAAGAAAACACCAAGGACAGGUGUUGGUGCUUUGCUGUGUGUGUAAAUGAACACGAAGCCUUCUGUUCAGCUAAACAGCUCAGUAGGUGGAAUGGUGUCAUCAUUUAUGAAAAGGUGUGCAUUGGCUUACUCUAGUAAGUGGAACUCGGCAUUGACUGAAAUGCUUUUUCAUGGCUUGUGUUGGAUUAUGUUUGCAAAAGAAAACCUAAGUGCAGGGGUUGUACUGAACUAGCAUUUAGCAUGGGGCAAGAUUUAUGGCACCAGUGUUCACAUAAGGUGUAAACAUAGUAAAAGCCAGAGCAAUGACCAUGGCACAUCUCAUAAUAGCACGACUGAAUGUCCUUCAUAAAGCAUUUGUCUUUGCACACUGGCAUUUAUGGACACAUGAUCAUCAUCAGCAACUUGUCAAGCCAUUUGAGAGGCUACCAAAGUGUUUGCUGGGAUGCUCUCUCACUACCUUCUACCUGAAAUAGCAGAAUUUAAACUGCUAUGCUAGGUAAAUAUUACUACUACAGUGCACUCCCAGCUGCCCCACCGACAGUUUGAAGCUUCUUGUGUAUAUGUGUCCAUCUUAAUGACAGUAUUGCAGAUUACUUGCAAGCUCACUGUCAACUGUGAACACUGGUGUCAGAGACAUUUAUACAUGAUUGCCGUUGAAGUAAAGCACGUCUGACUAUUAUGCUUCACCCAGCAGAAAUUUUUGUCCUUGCCAUUUAGUAACCCUUUGCGGUCAUAAGCAUUUACCCACUUCGCAGUUGUUCUGGUUAGGAACUAUUUCGCACAUUUUGGGUGCUGUACCGAAAGAGCACUCAUGUGAACAAACAUGUAGUGAGUGAUUUAUUUUCCAAAACUUUUAUUUCUGAAGCUCCUGUACAGUGCACAGUCUCCAGCCAGCAUGACAUUGCGGGUGAUCACCACAAGAAUAAUUUUCUGUAGGUUUCAUUGUUGCUUUCUUCUUCAGUGCUCUCAUUUGAGCAUGUUUGCUGGUCAUCUAGAAGUGGAACAUAUCCUUUCUCAGCCCUUAUGGAUUCACUAAACUCACGUGAGUUCUUUAUGUAUGCGGAGAAAACAUUGCCAUCAUCUUGGUGCUUCAUGUCAUGAAAAGCAUGCAUGAAUUUCUUCCAGUGGGCUGCUAAAAAAAGUUGCCCUUGUACGCAUGUGCUGCGAAGUGCAAUACAAUAGCUGAAAAAGUUCCCUAAAGGUGCCACAACAAAAAUAAAGAAUAAAACCAGCACAUGUUAGUGUGCGUGCAUUGAGUGCUUUAAGACAUGUGACGAUAACAGAUAUUUUUGCAUGUUGGGAGGGUCCUGAUACAUGACCGCAAAGGGUUAAUUAUUGGCUGUCACAUAUGAGUAAGGUUCUUUGCUUUACUGUUUUAACACACAUGCAGUGCAUGCACCUGGGCCCAGUCUGAACGUGAGAAACAUUGUUCAUACCUUCUCAUAAUGGCGACACAAGUAACAAAAUAUUGGUUGAAAAGAGAAGACUGUUUUUCACGUGACUUACGAACAAGGGCACCAAGGGCUGAAUGAAUUCAUCUGCCAGUUCCAGCCCUAUUGUUGUAUGAAGGUAACAUUGAGUUAGCUGGAGAAAGAAAGCGCUUGUUCCAGGUCAACACCUGAACGAGGCAGUGUCAACAUGAGUGCACUGACGAUGUAAUGUGGCAUAUCUUAUGUACAUAGUAUACAUACUUGUAUAUCAGUGUGUGUUAGCACAUUUACAUGUAACCUUUUUUGUGUAUGCAUAGCAAGAACUAUUGUAAGCUGUCCACUGUUAAUUGAAGUAUUCCACUGUUCUGUGCAUUUUAAGUGCGAGUACUGGUAAGCAGCACUAAUGUGCGCACGCUGUGACUCUUUGUUACCUUUACUGAAAAUGCAUGUAUGUAAGCAUCUUUCUUGGUCACUGUGCAGUUUUUAUAGUGGAAAAAGCAAAGACAGGCAAAAUCAUGGGCAAAUUUGUGACAUCCAGCUAAAAAAAAGGAGAGAGAAUGCCUGGCCUUAAUUUUGUUGGCUAUAUACUGUUUAUGCAGUUUGUGUGGUCAUUUGUUGAUGAAGCCAGAAGGUGUGCUUCAUUCCAGUCAAGUCCAUAUAAGUUGUGCAUUUGAACUGAUCUAGUGGGUUAAGAGAACCCCUUAGGUGCAGCAGUUGCCCAGCCUAUCUACAUCAACACUUAUUCUUCAAUAUAUCUAGGCAAACAUUAUUUGCACUGACAUUCUUAAGCAGAGGAGGCAGAACCCCCUCCCCCCCCCCCCCAAAAAAAACUAUAUAUAUUGCACCAGGAAGCAUUUAUUUGAAAGUGGCAGCAUAGCUUUCUAAGUUGUUUUGUUUGUGUUGCUAAUUAAGAAUGGCAUUGUACUUGGAGCUGAAUUCCUGAUUUUAUGUGCAUUGCAUAACCUUUAGAGGUCACCUAUCACAACUUCUUUUCUGGUGCAUUUCAUGCAUUCUUAUUAUUCAGCAAUGAAAAGUUAUGUCACACUUGUAUACAAUAUACGGUGGUGGCAUGCAACAAGUGUUACCUAUGAUAGUAGGACAAACACUAGCAAAGAAAAUACGCUUAUUAACUUAUUAAUGACUGAAAAUAAAGGAGGACUGGUUACAGAAGGUGCUCAAGCUCGAGGAAGAAAAUUUUAUUUGCUAUUGGAAUGUAAUGUACUGCCUAUGUUUCUUGAUCAUUUACUUUGCCAUGGGAGGAGGUUUUGAAAUGCUGAUACAUAAAGUAAAGCAUGCAGAUUCACCAUAAUGGUGAAACAUUUGUAAGAAGUACAUGUAUGGUCAGAAUGACAGUUGAGGGACUGCUUGCAUAUCUAUACUUCACUGUCAUUGUGGUGGCAGUACCACAUCUUUUCUCUAUUCUCUUGUAUUUUAUUUGGCAGCAUGAACUGUGAAAGUGUAAUCCAUAGAAAAGUCUUCACUUGGCUUCUGUGUCACCCUUACUGCAAUGUAAAUGUUUGCAAUAGGGUACAUGCAUCUGUUGUUACAUUGUAAUGCUGCUUAUUAGUUCCCCUGAAUACGCAACACAGUAGAUUCAGUAUGAUGCACUCAAGUUCUUUGUCAGGUAACACAUGACACAAGGAUAUUGUGCAACAGUGCACCCUUCAUGUUGUUGUGAACAGUGCAGAAAAGAUAGUUCUAACAUACUAGUGUGACAUAAUCUUUGAUUGCCAUCCCACACCUUUUAUUGCGCAGUGCCAUUGCAUUUACAUUCAACAUCUUUUCUGCCUCGCCUUUGCCCAUUGAAAAUGUGAAUUAGUGGAAAUGUGUACCUACUGAAUUUUCAUGCAUAUGAAGUAACUUUCUCCGCUUGGCUGAUGCAUUCUUUAGGCAUGAUGCGCAGUGCUUGCAAGUGGUCAGUUGAGUUACUGUGAUUAGAUUCAGUUUAAUCAAACUAAAUUUAUUUAUGUGCAAAUUUUUGCUUAUAGUCAGUUAUGCAACUACUAAUUUAGACUUGUGUAUUGACUGCUGCUCUUGCACAUAGAUAUUUUCUAUGCAUUUCAUCAUACCUACUUAUUACAUGAUGUGUUAUUAUGUUCAGAGAGGAAGGGGGGAAAAGAAGCAGAAAGAAGUAACCCUACAUUUCAAUGCAUGUAAUUGGAUGCAUUUCAUGAAAACUGGCUGCUCAUUGAAUUAUAACUUAAUUCUAUCAGCAGCAAAAGUAAUUUUAAAAAGGCAGCUUUCGCAAAGCGAACAUGCUGUUAGCAUUGUUGAAACUACUACUAUAAAAAAAGUCCUUAUCAGGAUUAAAAUUGCUGUCACCCUUGUCAAGCAUUGUACGCUGGCUGCAUGGACCUGUUAUCCAAUCUGUUCUGUACAAAGAGCCUCACACGUAACGAAGUUGGUCCCUAUGUCUGGUGUGGAAUGCUGUCACAAAGUGAUCAACUGUGCUCGAUGAGCAUGCAUGAUAUGACAUGAUACGUCAGCUUCCUCACUCCGUGGCAGAGUGUUUACAAAAUGGGCUCUGCAGUAUGUCCAGGAUGUCCAAACUUCGUGCAUGUCCUAGAUCCAGCUGCAUGAAAAAGCACAGACCACCAACAAGAUGUGUUGCACAUUAUCUAUUCCACUUCACCUCAGUUGUGGCCAGUGGCCACCAUAUAUACAUAUAGGCCAUUGCAAUAAUGGGCAAAGCAAACAUAGCAGCUUACUUGGUAGUCACCAGUUAGGUUACCCAACUAUUGUUGGGUCUUGCUGACUUGCAACAGUGGGCUUGUUAGGUGUGCAUAAGAUGAGAAAGGACAGGCUGGAAUUCUGAAAGUUGACUGUGCUUCUAAUGGCAAAUGGUGUUGCCAUGCACUGCAUGCUCUGUGCAAGUUCUAGGUUGCGAUGCUUCCUUUUAGUACCGAUCUUGCAGCAUACAUAUGCUUGUCCCGGCAACAUAUAUAUACUACAUCAGUGAUCGACCAUUGAUGGAAAUGUUCCGGGCAAAUGGAACGUUGCUCGUCGUGGGCAUACUGGCUUGCAGAACUUUGUGAGCAUGGAUGUUUUUUGUUGUGCAUGAGGCUCCAAGAGUACCAAAGAAUGGAUCAAUGACGAAUGUCAUAUCAAGAUAGCAAACUUCAUUGCACUGUGAAAGUCACGAGCGAGGUGGAAUGACUAUGAAGCUGGUACAAAAUAUAUAUUAAGGUCACCCUUGAAAGCUUGCCUGUGCUAGUAAUAUGCCAACGUUAGCCUGUACUGCCUGUGAGCCUAAACGAUAACUAAGCUGCAGAUUGACUUUUCUUUCUUCCUUCUUUUUAUUUUGAUCACUCACUAUGAAACCAAUACCCACAAAUUCAUGCUCUAGUUUCUCGAUCAUGGGAAAAUGAAUAUUCUUUUAGUACUGAUACAGCACCUGACAGGUGCACCCCUUUUUGCAUGACCAUAGCUUCUGAGGAUUGAAUGGUUGUUCCAUGCAUAAAUAUAUUGCUAUUUGGGUGUUAACAAUCUUUGUCUAAAUAGUGUUGACGUGAUACAGGCUCAGAAGCAGUUUGCAAGGAAGGAUUCCAGUGCAAGUUCCAACAGUGUGUAAUGGCGAUGAUUAAAGUGCUUCAUGCUAUGGUUCACUUGACUUGGCACAAUGUGUGCACACAUGCAGCUCUGCAUAUCAUACGAAGCAGUGUGGAGGAGCUCCUGGCAACAAACUGGCAUAGUAAAUAGCAUGGCCUCAUCAUUAUAGAUGGUCCUCCUUUGGAAUGCAUGUUCUUUGACCGAGGCUUCGUGACCACACUGCUUCAAUCUCUACUGAGAUUGUAAGUAUCAUUCAGUGCUGGCAGGAAAAGUGAACUGUAGUGGGUAUUGCUGAAAACGGGCACCUUUGCCCUUGCUAGCUCCCGCUGUGUGUGCCACGCAGCAGAAUCUGCCAAUUGGCUUGAUGCGGUGUGCUGUGCAGGUUAGUUGCUCUGUGUUACCACUGCAUGUGCAGCUGUUCCUGUGGGAUGCAGCCCUUUCUUCUGUAGCAAUGCUGAUAAGACCACGAUCGGGAGUACCGGUGAAGUGUUUGCUUUUUGACUGCACUCUCUCUGAAGAGAAGUAGGGAAUGCCUGUAGAGCAUGUACCGAGUGCGUAUAGGGGAGGAUAGUGCUGGGCGGUGUGACGUGUGUUCUGCCUCUUGACUGUACUACCAAGCUUGUCGUGUAUGUAGCACCAGCUUGUCUGUAUUUCUACUAAAUUAUUAAGGCCUCUAGAUGUGUUUUCCCGACCUGUCACAGGUGUUUGCAAGUGAACAUCUGAACUAGUCAAACGUGUGAUGAUGACUAUGAUGGCGAUGAUGGAUGUGUUGUUCGCAGGAAAGAUGACCGAACGCAAAGUGUAUCCCUAACCCGGUUUGAGUGAUUCUUGGUGAAUGCCAUCACAACUGGCUGCAGUUCUGAAAGGUGCAAUUGCAUGCGCGAAUGUUCUGUAUAAAACAUUGUGCGUACAUAUUAUACAUAUCUAUAUACAUAUUACACACAUCUAGAUUUAUGUGUUUUGAGAAGGUGCGUGUGUGUGUGUUUGUUUCUGUUCUCUUGCUUUCAUCGACGUCUUCCAGAAAACUAGUCCGAAAAAGAUGAUGGGGGAGCUGCUGUUUUCCGCGGGUGUGUGUGAAAUGCGAGCUUCUGCUCCACGCUAGCUGCGGUACACCUCCUGGGUGCUUGGCGCUGUCGGUGCUCAGAUUGAGAACGAGCACAUGUCGUGGUGAAUGAAUUUUAUGGAAAAAUGGUUAUUAAAGUUGAGUUGACACGUGAAGUUCAAGAAAA
Dermacentor albipictus is the source of this 10546-nucleotide messenger RNA. RefSeq names its product Zinc finger protein ush (gene ush). Gene Ontology annotation, biological process: cell differentiation; negative regulation of transcription by RNA polymerase II; heart development. NCBI's taxonomy places the organism in Eukaryota, Metazoa, Arthropoda, Arachnida, Ixodida, Ixodidae. Gene Ontology annotation, molecular function: RNA polymerase II-specific DNA-binding transcription factor binding. The record is from RefSeq and is a predicted model, not a curated record. Gene Ontology annotation, cellular component: nucleus.